AGAGAGAGGCUCCUGGCUGAGCUCCAUUGUCUCCCUCAGUGUCCCUUCAUCUACCGCACGGACGACUAGCUUGUCUCCUCCUUUCCCCGGCAGCUCUCCUCUCACCUCCAAGUUAAAACACACACACUCACUCGCCGCAGCCGCCUGCAGCUUUACCGAGCGCUUUGAAGCAGCACUCACCUCUGCACUGCUGCUCCAAGCAGAAAAACACCUCCGUUCUUCCUUCUUCUUCGUCUUCUCCUUCUUCUCGUAAAGAGACGCCAUGGGGAAACAGAACAGCAAGCUGACCCCUGAGGUGCUGGAGGACCUGGUGAAGAGCACAGAGUUUAACGAGCAUGAGCUCAAGCAAUGGUACAAAGGCUUUCUGAAGGACUGCCCCAGUGGCCGUCUCAACCUGGAUGAGUUCCAGCAGCUCUAUGUCAAGUUUUUUCCCUAUGGUGACGCAUCAAAGUUUGCCCAGCACGCCUUCAGGACCUUUGACAAAAAUGGAGAUGGCACCAUUGACUUCAGGGAGUUUAUCUGCGCCCUUUCAAUCACAUCGCGGGGCAGCUUUGAACAGAAACUCAACUGGGCCUUCAACAUGUAUGACCUGGAUGGAGAUGGCAAGAUCACACGAGUGGAGAUGCUGGAAAUCAUUGAAGCCAUUUACAAGAUGGUGGGCACCGUGAUCAUGAUGAAGAUGAACGAGGAUGGCCUGACGCCCGAGCAGCGGGUCGACAAAAUCUUCAGUAAGAUGGAUAAGAACAACGAUGACCAGAUCUCGUUGGAGGAGUUCAAAGAGGCAGCAAAGAGUGACCCGUCCAUUGUAUUACUGCUGCAGUGUGACCUGCAAAAAUAAGGGCGGCAUCCGAGGGAACGCCAAAGGACUGCACAGAAGAUUAAUGUUCCAUUCAGUUUGCAGCUAUUUCCACUGAAAAAAUUUGCUUGGACUACCUUUCAAUGGAUCCGCUUCCUGUGUUUGAAACACUUGUGUGCAUGAGAAUGUUCUUUGCUAACAAAUUUUACACAUGCACGCACACAAGCACACACCUCACACACCACACAGACACACACAAACACACACACACACACACACAUACAGACACUACAAGCUCAUACAGAACAUACCACGCACAAAUAGAGUUCUACAAAUAUAAAUAUAAACAUAUAAAUAUGAAUAUAAAUAUAUAUAUUUAAGUUGUUCAAAUAAACUGCCAAAAUGUGAACAGUGUGCAAAGGUACUUUCCAUACAGUCUCAUUCCACUGAAGCUUGCACAUCACUGAUGUGCUCUGUUUAAUUAAGCUACUAUUUAUUGUUCAACUUCUCUGAUGCUAGCUAUGUGUAUCAUAAUACUGUGUGACGUCAUCCAAAUCAGUUCCUAUGAUAAUGGCAACUGUUUCAGGUGACCCAUUUCUACGUUGUUCGAGCAGAAAGAAAAUGUAUUCUUUUCCAUCUUCAAACGUGCUCGUACUGUCGGUGAAUAUAAACAAGUAGUUUAUUUGCAUGCCAUUAGGUCUGCCUUAAAAAUGCUAAAGAAAUACUGAAGACAAAGCCUUAUAAAAAAAAAGAAACAAGUCUGGGUAAGUAAACCAUUAGAAAGGCCUGUUUCACUAGGAUAUGCAAAUCCUUUGAUGAUGUGAGGGAUGUAUUUUAUGCUGAUCCAUUCAUCAUUUCUGAAUCUGUUUUUGGCACCUGUGGGACAAUGGUUUCUCAUAUGGUUUAUAGCCAUUUAUUUGGCAUUGUGCACAUGGCAGGCAAAGCAGAAAUGAAUGUGGCUGAUAAAGCAAUGUACAACUAAGAGCUGAGGUGAAAUCUAAGCAAGGCAAUUAUGAAAUAUGUGUAUGUGUGUAUUCCCAGUUGCACCGUUUAACAGUGCAUUGAAAACAUUCCUUUUUUAUUAGUCUUUACUGCAAGCUAUGUGCGCAAAAUGACCAAGUGUGGCAAUGGUACAGAUAAAAUAUAGGUACUGGGGCAAAUUCUGGGUCACAAUUGUAAUGAAAGAAAAAGGUAGAAACAUUUAAAAAUGAAAUGAUUUGGUGGUAUAUAGUCUGUUGAUAUUCAAAGAGUGUGGAGCUUUCAGAUUUAACCACCCACUUUGACAGGAAGAGGUCACUGACUGAUGUAUUUUACCAUGGUGUAUUAACGGGAGUGUGGAAUCUGAAAGGCUCUUUUCUUGUAACAAUGCCAAAUGCAGAGAUUACUCUGCAAGUUUACGCUUAUUAUGAUUAUUAUUGGUUUACUUUAAUGCAGAUGAGACUAGCAUGUGUGUAAUAUGUUGACAUACAGAUACAGAUAUUUGCACCAAGAGAAACUAGCAUAGUUAUGGGAGAUUUGAUUUUACACUGUGAAUUUGGAUUGAUGUUUUAAUUACGCAAAAUACAUUUCGGCAACCCAACUGAUCGGCUAAAGAAAAAAAAAUGAGAUUUGAAAUGAAUAUGUUUAAUGAAUAAAGCCCUUGAGGAUUUAGUGCAAGUAUUCAAUAUUUCCUAAAGUAACACUUAUUGCAGUAACUAAGUAGAAUUAUCAGUGUUUCCCAACCCUAAGUAUGGGUCUGCUGUGUUGCAAAGUAUUUCAUGUUUUCUUCUUAAUAUACAGGGCUGCAUAUCACUUCAUAGGAAUACUUUUGUUUAAUCAAAAUGUUUACUUGGGUUAGGAGUCCGAAUCGUAUCUUUUAGUUGAAAUUUUUUCAUCUGAUAUGUUUUGUGUUAUUCUGAAAGAGUUAUUUAAAGCUCCUCUUUUAUUCCUACCUAUGGUGUUUACACAGAUCUAACACAGAAAUUGUCAGAGGAAAUGUGUUUAAUCUUGCUUUGGAGAUUUGCCUAGCCCAAUGUCAUCAUCAGCAUAAUGUCAUCAUUACAAAUGUAUAUUUUCUCUGCAUCAACUGCUUAUUUAUUUAUUCACUGACUGACACCUCUGGUUCCAUGUCAUGAUUAAAAGCUUUUUGCACCUAUGUGAUUUCACAUGUUUACCUAACUGGCCUCUCACCAAGUUUCAUCCAAUGCCAACCAGUUUGGUUUUGAAUUAUUUUGUACAUGUAGCAUGUAUUGUGCCCCUGAUGCCAUGGCUGCACUACUCCUUGUGUUGUGGUUUAAACUAAUAAAAUAAUAUAUGGGCCUGUU
Messenger RNA from Astyanax mexicanus (Mexican tetra), 3099 nucleotides. It is a transcript of the gene vsnl1a, whose product is annotated as visinin-like 1a. The coding region runs from base 263 to 838 and encodes 191 amino acids. The record is from RefSeq and is a predicted model, not a curated record. Lineage: Eukaryota; Metazoa; Chordata; Actinopteri; Characiformes; Acestrorhamphidae. Gene Ontology annotation, molecular function: calcium ion binding. The transcript has 4 exons.